AUGAAACCUAAUCAAAAAGUAUUAGAACAUCUCAAGACUUAUGACUAUUAUUUACCAAUUCAUUUAGAUUAUGUAUAGAAAUGGUAUAUAUAUAUAUUAUUAUAGGUUUUAUGAAUAAAUGAUCGAUAAUUUAGGAUUAAGCGAAAGUUUUAGAAACUCAUUUUUGAGUUAGAUUUCUAAGAUUGGAUAAUUAGCACAUAAUGAAUAGCAAUUUAGAAAAUUAAUAAGAGAUUCUUGGUUUGGUUUUUUUAAUUCAAAACCAUUGUCUAGCAUUUGUCCUAUACUUGAUAGAUAAGAACAGAAUGAAGUAUUAGAAUUUAUGUUGAAUGUUUUAAUUGAACCAAAAUAAUAUGAAAUAACAUAUAUAGAUGAAUUACUAUAAAUAUAUGAAUAUUACUUACAAGGAGUAAAACAAUAGAAUUAUUUUUAUUUAGAAUAGAGGUGUUGCUAGUAUUAUAAAUAGGACAAAAUUUAGAAUGAUUCUAAGUAAAUUGAUAUGUAGUAAAUUUAUUAUAAGUUAAGAUGAAAGAUAUUAAACAUAAAUUAAACAAUAUUUAAUUGAUCUUUAUCUAAGAAAAAUUGAAAAAUUGGAUGAAAAAGAUAGAAUUCAUGUUGAAUAAAUUACUAGAAUUAAUAUCUUUCAUAUUUUAUAAGAAUUGUUAUUUGAUUAAAUUGAUGGAUAAGGAAAUAUAUUUAAUCAUCUUAAACGUGUAAUCUUAAUCUUAUUAGAUGAAUCAUAAAAUAUAUUAAUAUCCUUUUAAAUUUUUAAGAAUUUCUAUCAAAUGUAUUUAGAUAAAGAGAAAUUUUUAUUUGAUAGAAUUGAUCCAAGAUAAAAUGUAGAUUAUAAUAGAAUUUCUAUUGAAUUAAAUUAGAAAUACUUUGAAAAGAAAGAUCUAAGAGAAGCCUUGAAAUCUAUUGUAUCAAGAUUAACUUCAAAUAUUGAUUAUAAAUUAAUCAUAAGAGAAUUAGUUACUAAAGAUAUUUAUAGUAAAGAAAAUGAAUAAAUGUUUUUUCCUGUCUUUAAAGAAUAUGAUCUCAAUAAUUAAUAAAAAUAUAGAAGAUAAUAAACUAUUGAUCAUGAUCUUAUUUAAUAAAUUAAACUCUUAGGAUUUAAUAAAUUGGAUAAAAGAAAUGAAGUUGAAUUUGAUAAUCUCAAUUUUUCAAUCAAUAUAAUAGAUAAUAAUAAUAUUGUUGUAAUCAAUAAAAGAAAUAAAUAAAAAGCAAAAUGUUCAAACAUAAAAGAACUUCAUUUCUUUAUGCAGAAUUACAAUAUAUGA
This is a messenger RNA of Paramecium pentaurelia, 1277 nucleotides long. NCBI's taxonomy places the organism in Eukaryota, Ciliophora, Oligohymenophorea, Peniculida, Parameciidae. The record is from the annotation of a GenBank genome assembly.